This is a messenger RNA of Prunus armeniaca (apricot), 336 nucleotides long. NCBI's taxonomy places the organism in Eukaryota, Viridiplantae, Streptophyta, Magnoliopsida, Rosales, Rosaceae. The record is from the annotation of a GenBank genome assembly.
AUGGGUGGUGUGGGUGAAGAGAUGAGAGUAUUGGAAAGCAGAGAAUGGUACAUUGCGUCUUAUGCACCUCAAGGUGUUCCAAAUUCUGAUCAUCUCAAGAUUCGUACUGCCAAACUCUCACUAGCUCUUAAUUCGAUCCCUGAACGGCAUGUCAUUCUUGAGACCCUCUUCCUCUCCGUUGAUCCAUACUUACGCAGCAGAAUGACUGGCCGAGAAGACGGCCUAUACUUCCCCCAGUUCAACCAUAACGAGCUUAUUCAAUUCUAUGCACCAAACGAGUUAGAAUUUGGAAUUGGGAAAAGAAACAGAGAGAAAUUAGGAGAGAAGUUUGCCUAA